Messenger RNA from Arachis stenosperma, 1161 nucleotides. RefSeq names its product serine/threonine-protein kinase BSK3-like. The record is from RefSeq and is a predicted model, not a curated record. The transcript is spliced from 7 exons. Lineage: Eukaryota; Viridiplantae; Streptophyta; Magnoliopsida; Fabales; Fabaceae. Gene Ontology annotation, molecular function: protein binding; protein kinase activity. Bases 1 to 1161 code for a protein of 386 amino acids. Gene Ontology annotation, biological process: brassinosteroid mediated signaling pathway; protein phosphorylation.
AUGGGGAUUCAGUUCUCCAGCCUCAUGCCGUGCUGCGUAAAUUCACAAGUUAAGACAUCUGUUAUUGAAGUUCCGCAUACUGGAAAUGAAGAUAGAAGUGAAGCCGAUAAUUGGCCUGCAUUUCGCGAAUAUACAUUUGAGCAACUUAAGAAUGCGACAUCCGGUUUUUCUGUUCAGAAUAUAGUAUCUGAACAUGGAGAGAAGGCUCCAAAUGUUGUGUAUAAAGGGGAGUUGGAGAAUCAAAUGAGGAUUGCUGUUAAGAGGUUCAAUAGGAAUGCUUGGCCCGAUUCUCGGCAGUUUUUGGAGGAAGCUAGAUCUGUUGGCCAGCUUCGUCACCAAAGAUUGGCGAAUUUGCUUGGUUGUUGUUGUGAAGGCGAAAAGAGGUUGCGUGUGGCCGAAUACAUGCCCAACGAAACUCUCGCAAAACACCUUUUCCAUUGUAAUAGCUUGUUUCAUGCAUAUGAUUUGUUCUUCUCUUUUAAUAAUUGGAAAACCAAUUGUUCAUCUUGCUUGGAAGGACAGUUUUCUGAUGAUGAUGGAACCGAGUUGGUGCGCUGGGCAUCUCGAUGUUUACAGUACGAACCAAGAGAGAGGCCUAAUCCGAAGUCAUUAGUGGCUGCUUUGGCCCCUCUUCAGAAAGAGACAGAGGUUCCUUCACAUGAAUUGAUGGGUAUCCCGCAUGGUUCUACUUUAGCUUCAUUGUCUCCGCUCGAUGAAGCUUGUUCAAGAAAGGACCUGACUGCCAUUCAUGAAGUUUUGGAAAAAUUUGGCUAUAAAGAUGAUGAGGGAAUUGCAAAUGAGUUAUCUUUCCAGAUGUGGACUGAUCAAAUGCAGGACAUGCUAAAUUGUAAGAAAAAAGGCGAUGCGGCUUUCCGGCAGAAAGAUUUUAGACUUGCAAUUGAGUUCUAUACACAGUUCAUUGAUGCCGGAACAAUGGUUUCUCCAACGGUACAUGCGCGUCGCAGUUUGUGUUAUCUCAUGAGCGAAAUGCCGCAGGAAGCGCUAGGCGAUGCAAUGCAAGCGCAAGUGAUUUCCCCUUUGUGGCACAUUGCAUCUUAUCUUCAGUAUGUUCCAUUGGGUGGACUUGGAAUGGAGCAUGAAGCACAAGUAGCACUCAAAGAGGGAACAACAUUGGAAGCCAAAAGGAGUGGACAAAAAUGA